AUGGGCGAGGAGGCUCAAUUCCCGAUACCUCCGUACAUUGAUAGGAUAAUUGAAUUUGAUGAUGGCAAAUCCUAUGAGUUGUUGCAGCCUCUGACAACCUUUCGACACUGCCAUGACGGGACACCGCCAGAGGCUCGAAUGGUCUUCAUUUGCAGACUGAGAGAGCAAGCCGAUGCGGGUACACAGGAAUACGUGGUGAAGGUCAAAAUCAGAGUCCCGGCCCGAGGACAAGAUGACGAUAGCGAAGCUCCAGAAGCCGAAUCAAGCACAACUACAAGAGCUGAGUUGAAAGCCUUGAUGAAGUUUAGAGAGGCCAAAACCACCUACGCGCCACUCUUUGUGAACUAUAAGAAGGCCGUGCAAGGGUCUAGCGGGCCUCUUCCAGGCGGCUAUAUGACGUUCACGGUCAUGACCAAGAUGCCUGGUGAUUCGCUGCAUAACUUGUACUUUUGGGGCAUGUCCGAAGAGGAAAGAGAGGAGAUUGUGCAGGAGUUUUUGGUUGCUUUAAGGUCGAUAUACACCCUCGGCAUAGAACCGGUGGACUGUGCGUUGCGGAACGUGCUAUGGGAACGAGAGACGAGAAGAUGUACUAUAAUAGAUUUCGAGCUUUGGAGAGAAACAGAUGGUUCGAUAGACGAUGAGACGAAAGAGCUCCAGAGAUGGGCUCUUGCUCGAAAACCUACAGCGAAGAAUUGGUGGGAGGCUUGGAAUGCGCAAUGGAGAAGCGCCCCUGAUAAAGAUGCCGCUCGAAUAUCGCUGUUGUUAUUGUCUCUGUGGCUUAGGAAGACAGUCGACUCUAUUGUGAAUAGUUCAUCGCAAUCGCACAUUUGGGCGCAGUCUUCGUCAAAGUUUUGCCAGAGCGGGUCUUACCAGCGGUUUUGUGACUCGAGACUCGGUUUUGUUGAGUCAACGCAAGCGAGACUGCGCAUCGAGUCGGCUACAACUUGUUUAAGGAUCCACGCCCUGAUCAUUACCCCUAGCAAAUCUGGCGGUUGCCGGCGUGCCCUUUUCGUAUCGUUGCGUGUGUUUGCCUUCCUUCAUAUAUACGCGGCGACGUCUUCGCUCGUCAUUCUGCAGUACGUGGCCGGGACGGACAUCACAGAUAACAUGAUCGAGCAGGCCGCAGAAUUGUUCUCACGAUUCUAUGGCGUCUGGGGUCGCCGUGUCCGUAUGAGUGCGGCCCACCUACGCCGGCAGAUCCUCCCAGAUCAUGGUGACCACUUUUACGUGAGAGCAAUGGUGGGAAACGAGCUCGUGGGCAAUGUGUUUGCAACACGAUAUGACAGCGACGAGUCAUCCGCUUCAAAAGUCUGCUGGAUUACACAGCUCUGCGUGGAUCCUCGGUAUAGGCGGCAAGGAUUGGCUACUACAAUGAUUCGACUGAAUCUUCAGAAUUGUGGGCGCAACGAGGACACAUGGCUGGGGAUUUUGAGCUCACAACCCGCCGCUAUCCUGGCUACUUUGAGAGCUUGUAGUAGCGGACCUGAGACAGAUCCAGGUAUAACAGCCCGGAGGGCGGAGGGGAUCAUGCAAAGCUGUCCAGUCAGUUAUGUCAGGCAUGCCAAAUUGCGAGGAAGUUGCUUUGAGGAGGGCGCCCCAGAGGGAGUGGUUAGCUGCGCUGAUACCAGUUUUUGGGUCGACCAUGGGGAGCCUAUGGGAGUUCUUCAAUCUUUCAAAGCUCGUAAUCUGCGAUGGGCAUUUGGAGACCUCCCGGAAGGCCACGAGUUCCUCGCCUUGCUCGACAUAUCAGUCACGCCUUGUACCAUGCGACUCGAGCCUUCAGAUAUGGACGACGUCGUGGGCAAACCAGGUGUGAGCAGCUGA
This is a messenger RNA of Exophiala xenobiotica, 1824 nucleotides long. RefSeq lists its product as uncharacterized. Bases 1 to 1824 code for a protein of 607 amino acids. The record is from RefSeq and is a predicted model, not a curated record. The transcript is spliced from 7 exons. NCBI's taxonomy places the organism in Eukaryota, Fungi, Ascomycota, Eurotiomycetes, Chaetothyriales, Herpotrichiellaceae. Gene Ontology annotation, molecular function: acyltransferase activity, transferring groups other than amino-acyl groups.